GUAGGUUAUUUGAUCAUUUUAUAGAAAAUGUACUUAUUAAUUUCGUCUGAACUUCAUCAUAUGAUCAGGUUGUCCAUACUACAACAGAUCUAGAGAGAGAGAGAGAGAGAGAGAGAGAGAGAGAGAGAGAGAGAGAGAGAGAGAGGAGAGUUGUGUGUGUGUGUGUGUUUUGCUUCUUUAUCUUGGGCAAAGUGGAACCAUGGGUAGGGGAAAGAUUAUGAUCAAAAGGAUCGAAAAUGAUACGGCUCGACAGGUGACCUUCUGCAAGAGGAGGGGUGGGCUUCUCAAGAAAGCUUGUGAGCUUUCGGUUAUGUGCGAUGCUGAAAUCGCUUUGAUUGUCUUCUCCCCACGUGGACGCGUCUAUGAGUUUGCCAAUAACGACAUAAAAUCAACUAUAGAGAAGUACAAGAGGAUAAAAUCCGAUGAAUCAAACACCAAUUUCACACCUCAAGAGAUUAAUGCUCAAUAUUACCAGGAGGAGGCGAAGAAGCUUCGCCAACAGAUAAAAAUCCGCCAGAAUUCUAACAGGCACCUUAAGGGUGAAGGAUUGGAUUCUUUGAACAUUAACGAGCUGAAGAAACUAGAGACAAAACUUGAGAGAGCAAUAUCAAGGAUCAGAUCAAAGAAGCAUGACAUGAUACUUGAAGAAACUGAAUCCCUACAGAACAGGGAGCUUGUGCUUGAACACACCAACACAAUCCUUCGCUCCAAGAUUGCUGAGAAUGAGAAGGUGCAGCAGCAUUUGGUGGAUCAAACUAAUGAAGGGUACCGUGUAAUAGAAGCAUACCUUGCUAGGAGCGCCCUUCAACUUAAUAUAGGAGGGCCUUUGGAGGAUACCCCCACACCAGCACCGGCACCUGCACCUUAUUCCCCCUAUCCCAACAAGUCUCUUCACAUCUGGUGAACAAAGCGGUACUCGAGUAAAGUUUACUUCUAUGUAGGACGUUUGGAAGAAGCACUUCGUGAAGUUUGGUUUUGUGUGGUUUUAAUUUAAAACGUACCCUAAUUAAGUAUGAAAACUUAAUGUAAUGAUAUGGUCAAGACUAUCAACUAUGACAACUAUAUAUGAUUGUUAUUUAUGAA
Helianthus annuus (common sunflower) is the source of this 1083-nucleotide messenger RNA. RefSeq names its product agamous-like MADS-box protein AGL11. The coding region runs from base 200 to 904 and encodes 234 amino acids. The record is from RefSeq and is a predicted model, not a curated record. Gene Ontology annotation, cellular component: nucleus. NCBI's taxonomy places the organism in Eukaryota, Viridiplantae, Streptophyta, Magnoliopsida, Asterales, Asteraceae. Gene Ontology annotation, molecular function: RNA polymerase II cis-regulatory region sequence-specific DNA binding; DNA-binding transcription factor activity, RNA polymerase II-specific; protein dimerization activity. The transcript is spliced from 9 exons. Gene Ontology annotation, biological process: positive regulation of transcription by RNA polymerase II.